ACCAGCAGCCGUAACACACACAUCCCAUCCCAUCCAUCUCCCCAGCAAAACCCCCAAAACCAAACACCCCUCUGGCUGGGCUGGAGGGAAAAUCGCCGGGAAAGCAGCAAGAUCGGCCAGAGCGAACCCCAGGUGCGCGCGCGGCAAAAGCAAAAAAUCAAACGCCGGGUGCGCGCUAAAUCCAAUCCGGAAGCGGAGAUUAGGCGAGCGAGUUUCGAUCUGCGCCUGGCUCUCGCCCCCAGGGGCCAGGGCUGUGAGGGGGAGGCGUAUUUAGCAAAGGACAAAACAGGGGCAUUGCUGCGGCUAAUCAGGAUCCGUCGGGGCCCUGGCUGCCGCAUUAGCCACAUGAACACCCUCGCUAAUCGGGCCAUUACCACCACAAUCCUGCGCGGAGGAGCAGCGGCUGCCACUCCCCGGUGCCCCCGCCGCCGCCCAUUGCGGAUCUGGCGCGCCGCGCCAAUGACCUCUUCUUCUUCCUCUUGCUCCUCCUCCUCCUCCUCCGUCGGCGGCGGAUCGGGGUGGGGGGAGGGGAGGCCGCGGCUGGUGGUGAUCGUCGGCGCCACCGGCACCGGGAAGACCAAGCUGUCCAUCGACGCCGCGCGGGCGCUGGGCGGCGAGGUCGUCAACGCCGACAAGAUCCAGCUCUACCAAGGCCUCGACGUCACCACCAACAAGGUGCCCCUCGCCGACCGCCGCGGCGUCGCGCACCACCUGCUCGGCGCCGUCCCCCCCGACGCCGGCGCGCUCCCGCCGUCCUCCUUCCGCGCCCUCGCAGACGCCAAGGCCGCCUCGAUCGCGGCCAGGGGGAUGCUGACCGUCGUCGCCGGGGGGUCCAACUCCCUCAUCCACGCCCUCCUCGCCGACCUCCCCGACGACGCCGCGCUCCCCGAGGACCCCUUCUCCCUCGACCGCUCCUACCGCCCCGCGCUCCGGUACCCCUGCUGCCUCCUCUGGGUGGACGUGGAGGAGGCGCUCCUCGCCGAGUACCUGGACCGGCGCGUGGACGACAUGGUGGGCGCCGGCAUGGUGGAGGAGCUCCGGGAGUACUUCGCCGCCACCACCCCCGCGGAGCGCGCGGCCCACGCCCCCGGGCUGGGCAAGGCCAUCGGGGUGCCGGAGCUGGGCGAGUACCUCGCCGGGCGCAGGAGCUUCCGCGCCGCCGUCGACGACAUCAAGGCCAACACCCGGCGCCUGGCCGCCGCGCAGGUGGGCAAGAUCCGGCGCAUGGCCGACGGCUGGGGCUGGCCCGUGCGCCGCCUCGACGCCUCCGCCACCAUCCGCGCGCGGCUCGACGGCGCCGGCCCGGCCGCCGAGUCGGCGUCCUGGGAGCGCGACGUCCGCGGCCCCGGCCUCGCCGCCAUCCGCGCCUUCCUCGCCGACCAGGCCUCCCACGGUCACGGCAAUGACGCCACCGCUAGCGCCAACGGCGUGGACGAGCCGCCCUCGCCGGCGCUGCUGAUGCGGCUGCCGCGGAUGCAAUGCUGCGACAUGGUGGUGUGAAGCUGAUGCCGCUGGUGCUUUUCUGGGCGGGAGAGACGGACGGAAGAGGCUCUGGGGGUGGAGGGUUUUGACCGCCGAUUUUUGCAGAGGGUCCCGGCGGCGCCCGCUCUCCGACACCGCCCGGUGGGGCCGCGCGCACCGAGAAUCCGAGAUCGACAACAGAAAGAGAGAGAGAGAGUGAGAGAGAGAGAUAGGCUAGUGUAAAAAGUGACAGAAGGAGCGAAAGUACUAUUCUGAGCACGAGCUCAGAUGAGCUCUUUAUCUCAGCCGUCCUCUCUCUUUUAGAUUCGCGCCGUCCACUGUUUAGCUUUGCGUAUUCCAACUAGUAUAUGCUGCUAUUUCA
Molecule: messenger RNA, 1843 nt
Organism: Triticum dicoccoides
Lineage: Eukaryota; Viridiplantae; Streptophyta; Magnoliopsida; Poales; Poaceae
Product: adenylate isopentenyltransferase-like
Exons: 1
Coding region: 346-1500 (384 amino acids)
Biological process (GO): cytokinin biosynthetic process; tRNA modification
Cellular component (GO): mitochondrion
Molecular function (GO): tRNA dimethylallyltransferase activity
Source: RefSeq, a predicted model, not a curated record